UACCCACCCUGUCACCGUGUGACUCGACCAUUGGAUCUUCCGAAUCGCUUGCUUUCUAGAAAGCACCAAGACCAUUGACCUCCUUGACGUACUUUUGUCUUCCGCCCCCUAAGAAUCACCCACUCUUCCAUCUUCCAUUCUUAGAUCCCAUCAAUUCCCCGAAUAGAACUCGUUCUUGCAUCACCAAUAUCGCUUUUAAUACAUUAUCCAUUCAUUUGGAUAAUCCCAUCGUCGAGCCCGUCCAUUCAUCAGCAAGCUCCCCCAACGUAUAGAAUCAUCUAGACCGACAAUACGGUGUACCGAGACCAUCCCAGUAAUCUUCAUCCAGCACCUUGAAUUAUCCGACCCACGAUCGUACUAUCCUCCAUCAUGGCUUUCGAGCAAACCCGAGACCUCCGAGGUUCCGCUCAGGACUCGAAGAGAUUCAAGGAGCACAAUGCGAAGUGGAGGCUAGGAUACCGAGAGAUGCCUGGAAGCCAACCGGUCAUAGACAACGAGCUUACAGGUGAAUACCAUUAUGCAGGCAGUGCGAGCCAACGCGAGAGAUUCCGGCCUUGGAUGCCCACGAGCCAUACACGCCGUUGGCAUGAACAGAACGUCGUGAAACCGAGGGAAAGCCGGUUCGAGUCUCGAACAAGCGCUUGGCGUGCCAAGAUAGAUGCGCAAGCAGAGCUCAACGACCCGAGCAAUAUCUCGCGGUCGCUUCACGAGCUCAUUCCAUCAUCUCCGCGGCGAAACUCGAGUAUUUCGGAUAACAUCCUAUACAGCUUUGAUAGAAGCGAGAGCCCGUAUAAGCCACUGACGUUAGAUGUAUUCGUGAAGACCAAUCCGAAGGAGACGGAGAAGUUUGUAGAGAAGGAAUACGAGAUCCUAGACAAUAACGGUGAUGCCCUCAAGGGCCGAAAGGCUCGGCAGAAUCUCCGUCGCAAGAAUCGGGCGGCCGCAGCAGAGGAACCUGACAUCAUUGAGGAUGACGGCUUCGAACUCGUCUAAUGACCCUUCAUAAUAGCUGUAUCGACUCUCCGGGUAU
Messenger RNA from Annulohypoxylon truncatum, 1030 nucleotides. RefSeq lists its product as uncharacterized. The record is from RefSeq and is a predicted model, not a curated record. Bases 370 to 993 code for a protein of 207 amino acids. The transcript is spliced from 2 exons. NCBI's taxonomy places the organism in Eukaryota, Fungi, Ascomycota, Sordariomycetes, Xylariales, Hypoxylaceae.